Rangifer tarandus platyrhynchus (Svalbard reindeer) is the source of this 834-nucleotide messenger RNA. Lineage: Eukaryota; Metazoa; Chordata; Mammalia; Artiodactyla; Cervidae. The record is from the annotation of a GenBank genome assembly.
AUGGCUCCACUCCGCUUCUCGGCCAACCUGUCGUGGUUGUUCCCGGAGCUCUCGGGCUUUCCCGCGCGCUUCCGGGCCGCGGGCAGUUCGGGCUUCGAAGCGGCCGAGAUCGGCUGGCCGUAUGCGGAGCCGCCGGAGGCGCUGGCGCGCGCGGCGCGGGAAGCCGGGCUACAAGUCGUGCUAAUCAACAUGCCCCCGGGAGACAGAGAGAAGGGGGAGAAUGGGCUGGGGGCUGUUCCCGGGAGGCAGGCGGCCUUCCGAGAAGGGCUGGAGCAGGCGGUGCUGUACGCUAAAGCUCUGGGCUGUUCCAGGAUUCACCUGAUGGCUGGCCGAGUGCCCAAGGGGGCUGACAGAGCCGCGGUCAGGGGUGAAAUGGAGACAGUUUUCCUGGAGAACCUCAGGCAUGCAGCUGAGGUUUUGGCUCAGGAGAACCUCGUGGGACUGCUGGAGCCCGUAAACACCCGCAUCACGGAUCCCCGGUACUUCCUGGACACGCCCCAGCAGGCGGCAGCCAUCUUACAGAAGGUGGGAAGACCCAACCUCCAGCUACAGAUGGACUUAUUCCACUGGCAGAUCAUGGACGGGAACCUGACGGGGAACGUGCGUGAGUUCCUGCCCAUUGUUGGGCACGUGCAGGUGGCACAGGUCCCAGAUCGGGGGGAACCCGACAGCCCCGGAGAGCUCAACUUCUCGUAUCUGUUCCAACUGCUGGAAGAUGAAGGCUACACAGGCUUCGUGGGCUGCGAGUACCAGCCUCGAGGAGACACAGUAGAGGGCCUGAGUUGGCUGCGUUCAUACUGGGAGAUGAGGGGCCGCCUGCAGGCUGGCCAGUGA